CUCAUCCAAUGCUCGUUCAAAAUGUACAUGUACUCAUCGCAAUGCUAUUCAAGAAUCGUUGGACGUAGUAUUUAAAGUAUCGUGACGUCAAUGAAGUGGGAGUCCCGAGUCCGCGGCAUACUGUCGCCGUCGACCGCUGACGCCCCCAGUCAGUCUUGUGUUGCCACUCAGUAUCGGCGGUAUUUAAAUUCGUUUUGUUUUUGUAAAUUUAUUGCUAGCAUCAUGCACGACUCAAUAAAGAGCCAGUUGAUUACGGACGGCUACGCGAUCCUAGAAGAUUUUCUUCAUGUUGCGGAAUGUGAUGAAAUCAAAGCCGCUGGAUUGGAAUUCACUGAAAACUUGCCAGACAUAGAGGAGAGAGCAACGUUCUCGACAACAGAGAAAACACAUUUAAAGGAUAAAUAUUUCCUAGAAAGCAACGACAAGAUAAGGUGUUUCUUCGAAGAGGGAGCCAUCGACGCCGAUGGAAAUCUUACAGUCGAACCGGAGAUUUCAUUAAACAAGGUCGGUCACGCACUGCAUCUCCUACAUCCGAUUUUCAGAUGUUACACGUAUAGUGAACGCGUGAAGAGCAUUUGCAAAGAGCUUGGCUUUAUCGAGCCGGCUGUGGUGCAAAGCAUGUAUAUUUUUAAGAACCCUGGCAUUGGUUCCGAAGUGGUUCCACAUCAAGACGCAACAUAUCUGUACACAGAGCCAACUCCCCCAGUUGGCUUCUGGAUAGCUCUUGAAGAAGCCACAGUUCAAAACGGCUGUCUGUGGCUGUCUCGAGGCUCUCACAGGUCAGGAGUGCACAGACGUUUGAUCCGCAACCCAGAUGAAGACAGUGACGAGGCUUUAAUCUAUGAUAAACCUGCAGCGGUUUAUCCACAAUCUAGCUUUACACCCAUACCGGUUUCGAAAGGAACGUGUAUAUUAUUACACGGCAACGUUGUACAUAAGAGCUCCCACAACAAAUCUGAUAAGAGUCGCCACGCCUACACUUUCCACGUGGUGGAGACAUACAAUAAUUUGUACUCGACCGAAAAUUGGUUGCAGGAAGGCGAAGACGCUCCCUUUUGUAACUUGUACAACACAUUACAGAUGAUUUAAGCAAUAGAAUAAUCUCGAAAUCGAAUGUUCAACUAUUGAACAUCGAAAAUUAUUAUACUUUUUUUUUACAUUUUAGAAUAAAUAGCAUGUCUUAAAAAAAAAUUAAAAUUAAAUGAAAUUUAAUAAAUUAAAACUACACAAGUGAUUUUUGCAAAUGGUAGAUCCGACUUGAUGGUUGUGAUUUCGAAAUCGUACAUUUCAACAGCUGUGUAUCUUAUUUUUUAAAAGACCUAUGUACUUAGUUAUUCGUGCAACUUAUGUAUUUCCCGCCCGCCGAAUGAACGCACUCUUUCAACGCCUUGACAAAAACCAACUGUGUGUGUAUUUAUUAUUUUACCGAGACGUCUUUCGUUUUAAUAAAAUAAGAAACAGCUAUAUUUUAUAUUGAUUAUUUCAAAAUGUCACAAGUACACACGAGCUCAUAAGUAAUGUGAUUUUUAGCAAUAAAAUAUAUUUUUAUGAAUUUAUAGAGAUCGGCACAGUACCUGCACUCCGCGUAAUGAAAAAAUAUAUAUAUUAGAACUCUGUUUCUAAAAAAACCAUAAAUAUUUCAUAAAAAAUCUAAUUUUAGAAUUUAGAUACAUUUUAUUUAGUGCUUGUUUUUUAGUUACGUUCGCAAUACAAAUAUGAAAAAUAAAAUAAAAUCGAUUCACUGAUUCUACCUAACAGUAAUUUUAAAAAUAAUUUUACUUAAUUCUUAAACUGUAUUGGUCGACACUCUUUAAUUAUCACUAAACAUUCUACGAUAUGUUUUCAAUUCCAUGACUGCGUGGAUUAAUACUGAAACAUAUUGUAAUAAAAAUGGAAAACGAGGCUUCAUACCAUCAUUCCAAAUUCCAACGUAUCAAAAUAUUUCACAUAACAUUUCACAGCAAUUUUGCUUCGGAAAAAUGCUAUUAACAUUAAGCUCGGGCGCACAUUGUACGUCCAUGAUUGUCCAACAAAUUUCCGGCGCGCACCCAAAGAUACAGGCUUUCAUUUUUUCCGCAAACGACCCGUCACUUGCCGGAUCGUUCGUCCUCUUCGAACGCCUUUUAAUAAUAAAGGUUUGCACGUGCUCUUUAAAACAUAACUUAAAAAGUUAAUCGUGGCAAUCCUGAAUUCGCAGAAUGUUUAAAUUGUAAUUAUUAAAUAAACUUAAACAUUGAAAACUUAUUGAAGGAUCAUUUAUUCGGUAUUAUAAUGCUGUAUAAUGAUAUUCAAAAUACUAUUAAAAGGUGUGUGGAGUGAUCGUUUCUAGCAUUGAUAUAGAUCUAUAUAUAGGUCGUCACUAGUAACUUUAUAUUUUCUGGAAACUGCAAUGUGGUGCAAAGGGUGUGAUUGGAGGCGUGUGGCGUGCACGUGGUACAAUAUACGCAUCAGCUAGUUUUUUUUUUAUUGUGUUAUACUCGUAGUGCCUUCAUGAUAUUAAUAAAUUAUCAAUUUUCGCUAUGAUUUUGUGUUCGUUGCAUCGAUACGGUAGACAGCGGCUUGGCUCUGCCUCUGGCAUUGCUGACGUCCAUGAGCAACGGUGACCACUCACCAUCAGGUGGGCCGUAUGCUCGUCUGCCUAAGCGGGGAAGAAAAAAAAACAUUUCAAUACAUCGUGUAUAGUGUAUUGUUUCUAUUUUUAAGAAUAAUAAAAGUUUAGAAGUAGCUUUUUCGUUUUGUAUUAUUAUAAGCCAACAAGUUCGUUGAUAUAAUAAAAUAUAUUUUUAUACACAAUCUAUUACAUGUUUUGAGGCCAAAUAGUUACUAACAUUGAUAAUAGAUACUUGUUGUUUGUUCUCCAUACACGAAUUUUGCGUAAUUUCGUUUUUUUGUAAACAUCUUCAUCACCAUGUACGAUUUUGCAGCGUAAUGUGAUGUAAUACUUCAUUCGCAAGUUCUAUAUGAUAAUUUUUCAUUAAUAAACAUGUAACUAUUGGAAAA
Molecule: messenger RNA, 3000 nt
Organism: Bombyx mori (domestic silkworm)
Lineage: Eukaryota; Metazoa; Arthropoda; Insecta; Lepidoptera; Bombycidae
Gene: Phyhd1
Product: phytanoyl-CoA dioxygenase domain-containing protein 1
Exons: 6
Coding region: 91-1089 (332 amino acids)
Source: RefSeq, a predicted model, not a curated record